CUUGUGUUUUUAUUCCAGCGCACUUCCUUAUUUCUCACACUCUUUGAGUACAGUUCUCCGCCAGCACAGUCAAGAUGUGGUUUUCAGCAGCCACCUGGACCUUACUUGCUCUCUUUUUCACUCUUUUACUAUUGUAUAGUAUUUGGCCCUAUAGUAUUUUCAGAAAGCUGGGGAUACAAGGACCAAGGCCUCUGCCUUUUAUUGGAACAAUGCUGUACUUCAGAAAGGGACUUGUUGCCUUUGACCGUGAGUGUCAAGCCAAGUACGGAGAUGUCUGGGGGUUGUAUGAUGGACGAUCUCCAGUUUUAAUGGUGACAGACCCUGAGAUUAUCAAAAGUGUGAUGGUGAAGGAGUGCUACUCUGUGUUCACCAACCGCAGGGAUAAUAUUGCAGUGGCAGGACCUUUGGAUGAUGCAAUCACAUCAGUUAAAGAUGAAAGGUGGAAAAGAAUUCGGAGCACUUUAUCUCCAUGCUUCACCAGUGGAAGACUAAAACAGAUUUUUCCCAUUGUUGCCCGCUAUGCAGACCGACUCAUUGAGAAACUCGGACAAGAAAAUGCGAAUGAACCUGUUGAUGUCAAACAAUUUGUGGCACCGUACAGUUUGGACGCCGUGACCAGUGCGUCUUUCAGCGUUGAGGCAGACUCCAUAAUCAAUCCAGAUGACCCCCUUAUCGUUCAUCUCAAGAAGAUUAUGAACUUCAGACUUUGGCCGCUCCUCUUACUGAUGGUAUUUCCCUUUGGUUCCACUCUGAUGAAACUCCUGAAUAUUCAGUUGAUGCCCAAAGUCAGUGUGGAUUAUUUCUACAACAUCAUCAAGAAAUUUAAAGACCACCAUUGUGCCGAAAACUCUACUCGAGCGGACUUCCUGCAGGUGAUGGUUCAGAGCGAGAUACCAGAAACAGACAUAAAGAGUGAACAAGAACAGCCAAGUAAAGGUUUGACUGAACAUGAGAUACUUUCCCAGGCCUUCAUUUUCAUCUUUGGUGGCUAUGAGACAACCAGUAUCACUCUCACUUACAUCCUUUACAGUCUGGCCACCAACCCUGAUGCGUUGAAAACCUUGCAGGAAGAAAUUGAUGCCAGCCUCCCAAGAGAUGCUCCGGUUUCAUACGAGGAACUGAUCCGUCUGCAGUACCUGGACCAGGUUAUUUGUGAGUCAAUGCGAUUGAUUCCCACUGCACCUCGGCUUGAGAGGACGUGUAAAAAAACUGUCCAGAUCCACGGCGUCACCAUCCCUGAAGGAACCUCGGUUGGGAUUCCUACGCACUUGUUACACAAGGACCCACGCUUUUGGAGCUCACCCGAGCUUUUUAGACCAGAGAGGUUCGGUAAAGACAGCGGGGAGGAGGUGAACCCCUACACAUACAUGCCGUUUGGGCUCGGUCCUCGUAACUGCGUCGGGAUGCGCUACGCUCUCCUCGUCAUGAAAAUGGUUCUGGUGCGUCUCCUGCAGCGUUACACUCUGGAAACAUGCAAAGACACUGUGAUUCCUUUAGAGUUUGACUGGAAGUUCCAGCCAUCUCAGCCAGUGAAACUCAAGUUUGUUCCCAGGCAACACUAGUCCAAGCAGGAAGAUGUCCCAAUAUCUCUCACUUCUGAAUUCCUAUCAAACUCAGUGUUUUGUAGUUGUUGUUUAACAUGUAGUAGCUGCUGUCAGCAUGACAUUUAACAUUUGUGCUUCGGUGGCUAAUACUUCUGAAAGUCAUGUAUCGACAAUGCUCAUUGAACAUUUGAUUUUUCUUGCAAUAUCGAUAAAUCAAAUGUAUCUUAUUCACUUUUGCAUGAACUGUCCUGAUGUUUAGAAAGCACAUAAGCACAUAUAACUUUUCUCUUUUUAUUGCAUAGUACAUGAAUUUACAUGCUGGUUCUGAUGGACUCCUACAUAUAUUUUAAGGGAGCACACUAGAGAAUAUACAAAACCUUGUAUAAAAAUCUGCCUUUUGAGAUUUAAUAAGAAGCUGCUGAUCACUGACAGUAAUACAGACUUCACUGACGUCUGCGUCAUUGAUGAGUAUUUGUCUCCACCCAGUGGCUCGACCUGAUUCACAAGAGACAUACUGAUGCUCGACUUCACAUGAUGAACUGGACUUUACCGGUUUGAUUCAAAUUUAACCAGCUUCUAGUUUUAGUGAAGCUUUUAGUACCUAUCUCAGAUUAUAUCAAAAGUAAUAUAAAAACUGGAUGAAUACAACUAUUGCACGUUAAAAUUACUGAUUGAUAAUCACAUUUGAAUUUUGUGGCAGUUUAGCGACUACGCGUUUUUGUAAUUUGAAUAUCUGCAGAAUACGGAUGAUUUAAAAUGCCUAAAUAGCAA
Messenger RNA from Toxotes jaculatrix (banded archerfish), 2315 nucleotides. Its product is annotated as cytochrome P450 3A30-like. The record is from RefSeq and is a predicted model, not a curated record. Gene Ontology annotation, molecular function: iron ion binding; heme binding; steroid hydroxylase activity. The coding region runs from base 75 to 1562 and encodes 495 amino acids. Lineage: Eukaryota; Metazoa; Chordata; Actinopteri; Toxotidae. The transcript is spliced from 13 exons.